AGCAGGGCCUUUUGAGUCGCUCCAGAACUAGUCUGGGGACUUGGGGUGGGAAAUGGGUUGGGUAGAUGAACUAGGGAAGUCCACUUGUUGCCAGGUAAGUUUAGUGGAGGAUAAACAAGCAAUUCUACCUAAAGAGUCACAAUAAAGAGCCCUUGGUACAAGAUCCUAUGGGAUUUAAGGCGAGGAGCCGAAGUCAGCAUGCAGUAUCGGGAAUGCUUCCAGAGACAGACACCUCUAAUAUUUUUGAAGGCUGCCACGGGGUUUGUGUGUGGACAGGGAAAGGGCAUUCCAGCCAAGGCACAUGCAUAAGCAUGAGAGAGUAGGUGGGUGCAUGGAUGGGUGAAGUUGGGGCUGGUGGGAUCCAGGAGCCAACAAACAAAGCUCCUGCCAAUAAUACCCACACAAGAAUCCUGUGCCCAGAGGCAGUUUGGAAGACUAAGAAGUCCACAGUCGCAUCAUUGCCCUCCUCUCCUGGGUCAUAGGCCUCUUCUUGGCACACCCGGAAAAGAGGUGAAAACAAACAGCUGCCCAGGACACCUAUCUAGGAUGGAGGCCUCUUCCCCACUACCCCAGGGGCCAGGCCAUGGCCCUGAGGGUUUCUUCUGCCUCCCCGCAGAACAGAGCCAUAACCCACUUUAAAUUACAACUCGGUACACACUUGCAGAAGAAGCAUUUCUCAAAACCUAACCUACCCUUGGCUUGUAUAAAGCACUCUAAUUUUUAUUUUAAUUUAAUGCUGGUCUCAACCCACAAAAUUGCUUUUAUAACCCAUGAGUGAAUUGUGCCUGCAGUUUGGAAACACUGCCCUGGAAAGGGAUCUGCCUGCUCUUCUCCAGCCCCACUUCCCAGAAGAAAAACCGAAAUGAGGGCCCCCGCGUCCUGGUGAAGGUCAGUGGCAGGCAGGCCAAGCAGGGCCUCCAGAGCUGCUCGAGGGCCUCCAAGGGAGGUGAGCUGCAGAGGGACCCAGGAGGGUGGAAGGAUGCCGGCUGGAAGUCACAGAGGGCCAGGUUCAAAUCCUGCCUCCGCUUUUGAUUGGCUCCCAGACUUUGGAUCUAUCUGUGAAUUAACCUUUGAGCCUCGGACUCCUCGUGCGUUAGCCUGGUAUAAUAGUCUCUCCCUCGCAGUGUUGCCGCAGUGUUGCCGUAUGGAUUCAGGGUGAUUUAAUGACCUCAACAGAGCUCUGGUACAUUCGCGUAGCUGGCAGGGCAAGGCGAGGGACAGCCCAACGAAGGCAGGUCCUUGAAGUCCUGGUUAACACUGGUUUCCAAAAUUCGAGCCGGCCUGCGGUUUUUCCAGCACGCCUGAAAGCUGGGGACACUCAUGUACCAGGUACUCAUUCCUGCACACCCUGCCCCACGGACGUGAGGGUCCCUAGGUCGCCCCACUUCCUCCCCAUCCCUCCGGCCAGCUCCAGCUCCAGCUCAUCCUCCCAGUCUGGCUCGGCGCGCCGCCUCCACAGCACUUUUCACCAAGGCCCGGGACCGUGCGGUGCACCAGUAGGCCCCGUCCGCCUCCCCAGCCGUGCGUUUCUCAAGGGCAGGGUGAGCCCAGCAGUGUGUGUGCGUGUACGCGUGCGCGCGUGUGCUGGGGGCGGGGUUUGCAAAACCCCCGCGAGCCCGCCCGCCCUCCACCCUCAGGCUGCAGGCCCCCGCGGCUCUAACAGCUGGUGCCCUGCUGCACACACCCCGCCUCGCGGAAGCGGCCUUGGCACGAAGGCCCUGGCGACCCCCAGGCAGGGCAACGGGCCGCUCCCCUCUCACCCCCGCCCGCGCGAGGCCCCGCGGGAGGACGCGGACAGAGGCUGUUGGCCGUGCUGCCUGGCCCCACGCCUCCUGUCUGCGCGGCGGGAACACUCCGCGGGCGGCCGCGUGGCCGGGAAGGCGCGGCUGGCGCGGAGCCUGCGGGUGCAGAACAAGCGGCCGCCCGCUGCCUGCCCUGGCCGUGUUGGAGGCUGUAGCCUUUGACCAGGAGUGGGACCAGGAGGUGAGGCCGGCUCUCAGGCAUCAACCAAAGGAUCCACUGAAUCUCCCUUCUCCCCCUGCCAGCAAAGGUACAAGUAGAUAUUGACACCCCCUCAGACAUGGAAGGAGACCCGUUUUUUUCUUUUUCUAGUUCUGGAUAAAUGGCCUUAAACAAAAUAUGCAAACAGGCUCCUUGCGUCUCCCAAAGGCAGCCCACCACAGAAGCCCUGCCACAGCCCAAGGGGUUAGAUGCUGCCAGGAUCUGUUUCCGCCACAGAGCAGCUCUGUGCAGCACGUUCCUGCCAACCACCCCGAGUGCUUCAGGGCUUCCGAGGCGGUGACAGUGAGGGCAGCGGCACUUCUGGGUCACCGUGGGACAGGUCUCUGCCUCAGGACACGGAUUGACAAGCUCUCUGAGUGGGCCAGGAGCUCCUUAAUGUGAGCCAAGCCCAGCCCUGCCACCUUGGCCCCGUUCACCUCGAGGAUCUCAUCGCCCACCCCCAGCAGCCCUGAGUACAGCUUGGCCGUGCUCACGUCAGCCAUCUCCUGCACGUAGAUCCCUGCAGAGGAAAACAGGAGAAUUUCACAAUGACACCCAAAUCGAAGAAGUGCAUCUCUGGAAUGCUGACCAUGUUAAUGAGGUGCUGUUUGUGUGGCACAGGGAGGAGGUGCUCAUACCAGGCACUUCUCUGUGCGCAUGCACACAUACACACACCCCUCAUUAUUCCACCUCACAACCACAACUGGCUUUAGACAUAGAUACAGUGCGCCUCCUCCAUGGUCUAACUCCAUUCCACUGUCUCUGCUUUUAAAGUGGAAAUGCUCCUAGUGCAAAUAACGUGUUAAACUGUUGUCAUUUAUUUAUACCUGACAGUGAGUGAGCUAAUCUUUUUCUGAGAUGAGCUUUUCUUGUAGAAUUGGGAGGAAAAUAGUUUUUAAAAAUUAGGAACCAUACCUACUCAGUGCCUGGCACUAUGAUCUAGUUGCUGCCUCAGGUCACCCAGGCCCAGCGUAAAGGCCAGGGUCGUGGGAAGGUAUCAUCGGAAGAGCAAAAGUGGCUGAGCCACAUCCUAGCCUGGUUUGCUGCACUCUAUUGCCAAAGACUGACACUGGCCUCAGUCUUACUCAGAUAUGGUUCCUCAAUUGGGAUGGGGAAGCAUCUGAGCAAAAAACCCCAGGAAAAAUAAAAAUUCUAGCCACAUAUUUCAAA
This is a messenger RNA of Gorilla gorilla gorilla (western lowland gorilla), 3171 nucleotides long. RefSeq names its product atrophin-1-like. Lineage: Eukaryota; Metazoa; Chordata; Mammalia; Primates; Hominidae. The transcript is spliced from 2 exons. The record is from RefSeq and is a predicted model, not a curated record. The coding region runs from base 1164 to 1964 and encodes 266 amino acids.